AUGAGUGGAAGCUAUGAUAGAGCAAUUUCAGUAUUUAGUCCCGACGGACGAUUAUUACAAGUAGAGUAUGGACAGGAAGCAGUUAAGAAGGGUGCAACAUGUGUUGCAGUUAAAGGGAAAGAUAUAGUCGUUUUGGGCGUUGAAAAAAAAACAGCAUUGAAACUUGAAGAUACUCGAACAGCAAAAAAAAUAGGCGUUAUUGAUCAUCAUGUAUGUCUUGCAUUUGCGGGUCUUAAUGCAGAUGCACGUAUUCUUUUGGAUAAAGCUAGAACAGAAGCACAAAGUCAUCGUCUUACAGUUGAAGAUCCAGUAACAGUUGAAUAUAUAACAAAAUAUGUUGCAGGUGUCAAACAGAAAUAUACACAAUCAGGAGGAGUACGUCCAUUUGGUGUCUCUACAUUAAUUUUUGGCUUUGAUCCAGACGACAUAGUUCCACGACUUUAUCAAACAGAACCUGCUGGGAUAUAUACUGCAUGGAAAGCAAAUGCUAUUGGAAAAUCAAGUAAAACGGUUCGUGAAUUUUUAGAAGCAAAUUUUAAAGAUAACAUGGAGAAAAAUGAUGCAAUCAAAUUAACAAUUAGAAGUUUGCUAGAAGUAGUUCAAACGGGUGUAAAAAAUAUAGAAGUUGCAUUCAUGAUGCCAAGGAAAAAAAUUGAAUUUUUAAGUACUGAUGAAAUUGAAGCAAUAAUUAAAGAAAUAUCAGCAGAGAAAGAGCAAGAAACUGCUCGUAAAAAGCAUCUUAGUCAAACACAGGUUUAA
Molecule: messenger RNA, 759 nt
Organism: Pneumocystis jirovecii RU7
Lineage: Eukaryota; Fungi; Ascomycota; Pneumocystomycetes; Pneumocystales; Pneumocystaceae
Product: proteasome core particle subunit alpha 4
Exons: 5
Coding region: 1-759 (252 amino acids)
Biological process (GO): ubiquitin-dependent protein catabolic process
Cellular component (GO): proteasome core complex, alpha-subunit complex; nucleus; proteasome core complex
Source: RefSeq, a predicted model, not a curated record